Messenger RNA from Babjeviella inositovora NRRL Y-12698, 3351 nucleotides. It is a transcript of the gene FUN31, whose product is annotated as serine/threonine protein kinase. The transcript has a single exon. The record is from RefSeq and is a predicted model, not a curated record. Lineage: Eukaryota; Fungi; Ascomycota; Pichiomycetes; Serinales. The coding region runs from base 1 to 3351 and encodes 1116 amino acids. Gene Ontology annotation, biological process: negative regulation of glycogen biosynthetic process; intracellular signal transduction; protein phosphorylation. Gene Ontology annotation, molecular function: protein serine/threonine kinase activity; ATP binding. Gene Ontology annotation, cellular component: cytosol; nucleus; cytoplasm.
AUGCCUAACGCUUCUAACCAACCCACCUCGCAUUCUCCGGUGAAGAUCACUGCCCAGAAGAACACCCCCAGCGUGGAUCUCCAGGAGAUCCUCAAGUUCCCCACCGAGUCUACCCACGCCUACUCCUACGCUCAGCUUUCGUCCAACUCGCUCGCGCUACGCUUGAACGUGUUGAAACGUUCCUUGGAAAUCUUGGUAGAGCGGCCAGACUUGCUCGUUAACCUGAACGGCAUCUCCUCGCCUUUGGGCACGCCGCCGUCGAACGACUACUUCUCUGUCACCACCCAGUCGCAGCCGUACCAAUCGCCGUCAUUCCUUCGCUCCGCGCUCUCCAACUCAAAGUCCAACUCGCAUAUCCAGGGUAACGCCUCCUCGGCCGCGCUAGCAGCGUUGUUUAGGGCCGGGAACAAUCUAUCGCUUGGAAUGUCGUCUGCCGACAAAACCAUCAUUCGCCGGGGAAACCUUGCAGAUGAAAUCGCCGACUCUCCCAUGCCGAACGAAGACUUAAAAAGUAUCAUUAAGCUACUCAAUAAAGGAAAGGACAACACCAAAGUGUCGUUGCUCCACCUUCUGCAAGAUCGGGCGGAAAUGGCCACCAACCUCCACGACCUCUCGCUCUCUAGCGGUGAGCUUGUGUUCAAAGUUACAGGCAAAGCUCCGCUUCCAUCGCUUUCACGCGAAGCCAAGAUGAAAAUCAAGCUUCUCCACGCAUUGGCCACGCCGUUUGUUGAAAACAAUAUAGGCGCCCCAGUUUUGUCUCUCAAUCCGAUAGGAGCCUCCUCCUUGGCUCUUUCGUCGCUCCAACACUCCAUGACCACCGCCAAUCUGACCGUGUCCAUGCCGCGUACCUUCCACAAUAUCUUUUCGCAGAAGAAUACCAACCCCCAGGCGGUGUUUACCUGUGAAUUGGACGCCCCGUGGGCCCUCAAGGCGGCCAACGACUUGUCUUGCCUCAUGUUUGGGAUCUCCCGGCUGGCCAUUAGGGCCAUGGCCCUUAUGGACUUGAUUGCCCCGCAGUCUCGUUCGUUGGUGAUGGACCGUUUGACCUCUCUUGGUGCCACCAGCACGAUGUUUGCCGGUGAGAUUGUCGCCGUGAGCCGCCCCGGCAACGGCUACGCUUGGACCUCCCUCUGGGGGAAGAAGAAAGACAACAUGAUCAUCCUUAUGUUUGACCAGAUUUCCUGCGACGCCAUGGACUUGACGAUUCGUGGGGUGCCAGACACCAAGGGUUUAAAGUACGUGGUGACCGAAAUCAAAGAGCAUUCCGGUACGUUAGUUGCCCGGUCCGGCUUGGUCGCCCGCCAGCCGAUGUCGCGUCUCUCAUCCUCUAUCGCCAAGAUCUUGCAACAGCCGCUUGCGGCCUUUUUGACUCCCGAGGAGAGAGACGAAAGUGCCGACAUCAGGGCUAAGCGAGCGAAGAUGAAGCAGUACCAGCACCUCCCGCGGAACGGGGUUCUCGAGCUGGAGAUCAUCAAUGACCGCCGCUACUUUACGUUGCAGAUCCAGAACCAGAACAUUCCGUGCGCCAUUAGAUCAAACGUGAUUGACAGUGGCUAUUCUAGCGAAGAGCUGGAUCUGGAGAAUACUAACCAGUCCGUGAAGUUGAAGAUCCACUCGAUGCCGUAUAUAGCGGGAAUUGUGGUUGUGUCUGCACAAACCUUCCAGAUCCUCUCCUUCAACCCUGCUAUCACAAAGAACUUGUUUGGGCGAGCAGACGUAAGGCAGAAAUCUAUCGACGUGCUCUUGCCCAACUUCUCUCUCUUCUUAAAGGAGGCGAUUAAGCAGAACAAUGUGGUGUUGACCCCGGGAUUGGUGUUGCCGGAGCAUUUCUUCCGUAAGGCCUUUGCGGCCUACCAGGCAAAGGGCAGCGGGAAGAUGGGCAAACAGAUGUCGCAGGAGGCUGAGUUGUUGUUCUUGAACUCCUUUGGGGUUGAGGGGCGACACUUUGACGGGAAUGUGUUGAAACUAGAUGUCCAGUUGCGUGUGUCUGGUACCGAAACGUUUGUGUUAUGGAUCACCUACUCGAGGAGUCUUGAUGCGGCUGGAGUUUCCGAAACUGACCCUGCAACUGUCGAUACCGGAUUACAAAAAGAUCCAUCCGCGGGCGCCCGUGUGUUGUUCCAGGAUGUCGAAAACGUAUUGGUAGAAGGAGACGCCGAGGUGAUCGAUGUUCCAUCCCAGAUGAAGUUGUACUCGGAGCACGAAGGAGGGUUCUUGAGCUGUUCUACGUCUAUGAGCCGCGAAAACAGUUUCCGCAGCACCAAGUCAGACGGCUCCGGGGACGGAAGCGUGAAGCCGAAGAGGCUUUCGUACGAUGAAAGAAAGGAAAGCUCAUCCAGAGUAGCGUCCCUUUCGUCAAACGCCGCGUCCCUUGCUACUGAGACUCCUCCGUCUACGGCUCCGUACGACUUUUUCCACGAAACUCUACUCAACCCCAACCUCAGUGCCGUUUUUGAUGAAAAGCACCUUUUGGAGCAGGAAAAUGCGAAAAUGGCUCAGACUGUUGCUCAGUCCAGUCUAUGGCCUCGAGAGAUCGGAGCCAAGCGCCGGACCAAGAAAUAUGCGGAGUUUCUCACGCUCAAAGACAUGGGCUCCGGUGCGUACGGCAGAGUUAGACUCAGCCAGCACAAGGACGACCCAAAGUACAAGGUGAUCAUCAAGUGCAUCGACAAGGAGCGGAUCUUGGUGGAUACGUGGGUGCGAGACCGAAAGAUGGGCACAAUUCCGUCGGAAAUCCAGAUCAUGAACUUUUUGAUGAACGAUUUGCAUCCGAACGUGAUGCGAAUUGUGGACUUCUUCGAGGACGACCAGUACUACUACUUGGAGACCCCCCUCCACGGUGACCCACCAGCGAUUGACUUGUUUGACUUUAUCGAAAUCAAAAAGGACAUGUCUGAGUUGGAAAUGAAGGUUAUUUUUAGACAGAUCACUUCUGCUCUUGCCCACUGCCAUAAGCACGGGAUUGUGCAUAGAGACAUAAAGGAUGAGAACGUGAUCAUCGAUGAGCGGGGGAUUGUCAAGUUGAUCGACUUUGGCUCCGCUGCGUACACCCGCCAGGGGCCGUUUGAUGUCUUUGUGGGCACGAUUGAUUAUGCCGCUCCAGAGGUGUUGAACGGGAAGCCUUACGACGGGAAGCCGCAGGAUGUGUGGGCGUUGGGAGUUUUGUUGUACACACUUAUGUACCAGGAGAAUCCGUACUAUAAUGUGGACGAGAUCAUGGAAGGGGAUUUGAGAUUCCCGUAUGUGCUCAGUGACGCGGCUGUGAGCUUGAUCCGGUUGAUUUUGGUCAGGGACAUCAACAAGCGGCCUAGUUUACCGCAGAUCUUGGAUCAUGAGUGGUUAAAGCUCUAG